AUGGCUUAUCCUCAGGGUUUCCUCUUCCAGCCGUCCGUGUCUCUGGCUCUGCACUCCUGCCCGUCCUUCAGCUCCGGGGUCAUCUUAGGACCGAGGACGGAGGAGCUCGGCCGCUCCUCUUCGGGCUCUGCCUUCGCGCCGUAUUCGGGACCAGCGACGUCUCCCGGAUUCAACUCCCACCUUCCGUACGGCGGGGAGCCCCGGGCCGCCGCCACCCUCAACUCCUUCGUGAGUCCAGGGUACGACCCGUCCUCCGGCAUCUCCGGCUCCUUAGACUACCACCCGUUCGGGGCCCUGGGGCCCUACCCAUAUGGGGACCCCACCUACAGGAAAAACGCCACGCGGGACGCCACGGCCACGCUGAAGGCCUGGCUGAACGAGCACCGUAAGAACCCAUACCCCACCAAGGGGGAGAAGAUCAUGCUGGCCAUCAUCACCAAGAUGACCCUGACUCAAGUGUCCACCUGGUUUGCCAACGCCCGUCGGAGGCUGAAGAAGGAGAACAAGAUGACCUGGACUCCCAGAAACAGGAGUGAGGAUGAGGAGGAGGAGGACAACAUCGACCUGGAGCGGAACGACGAGGACGAGGAGCCGAUGAAGACAAACGACGACGAGACGGAGACAAAGAGUGAGGCCACUGGCCGCCGCCCCCCCUCGGUGGGAGAGUCCUGUGGGUUGGCAAACAGAGACGAGAGCAGCAGCAGUGACACUGAUCGAGGCUUCACUGAUCCGGACUUUAUAGAGCCCGGGGACGGGGGGCUGCCCCACAUCCCGGCCCCCACCUCCACGGGGGCCCCUCCCCAAAACGCUCCACUCGGGAUGCUCAGAGUUUCAGAGCUGGAGCGCACGUUAAGCCCGCCGCCUAAGGAGCACAGAGACUCCUGCAGCGCCAUCCAAGGGCCAAAUCCGGCCCCUAAACCCAAACUGUGGUCCCUCGCUGAGAUCGCCACAUCUGCGGACAAAACUAUAGGAUCUAAUGGGUUGUCGCAGAGCAGGGGGGCAGGACAGCAGCAGCCCCCCCCCACCUCCACGCCCCGGACCCCGUUUCCCCACAGCCCGGCCCUGCCCCGACACCUCUACUAUACCUCCCCCUUCAUCCCAGGAUACUCCAACUACGGCCCCCUGGGGCCCCUGCACAGCAGCCCCGGCUCACAUUUGGCCUCUGCGACGCAUUUAAACGGAUUACACCAGACGAUGCUGCAAAGAGCCGAGGCCGUGGCCAGAGACUGCAAACUACGCAGCCAGAGCCAGCUGGAGCUGCACGAACUGAAGCGAGGCACCACGAACGUGUAG
Messenger RNA from Toxotes jaculatrix (banded archerfish), 1293 nucleotides. RefSeq names its product iroquois-class homeodomain protein IRX-5-like. Gene Ontology annotation, cellular component: nucleus. Gene Ontology annotation, molecular function: DNA-binding transcription factor activity, RNA polymerase II-specific; RNA polymerase II cis-regulatory region sequence-specific DNA binding. The record is from RefSeq and is a predicted model, not a curated record. The transcript has 3 exons. NCBI's taxonomy places the organism in Eukaryota, Metazoa, Chordata, Actinopteri, Toxotidae. Gene Ontology annotation, biological process: regulation of transcription by RNA polymerase II; cell development; neuron differentiation. Bases 1 to 1293 code for a protein of 430 amino acids.